This is a messenger RNA of [Torrubiella] hemipterigena, 4313 nucleotides long. The record is from the annotation of a GenBank genome assembly. Lineage: Eukaryota; Fungi; Ascomycota; Sordariomycetes; Hypocreales; Clavicipitaceae.
AAGUUUUUUCCCGUUCGCCUCCUCGUCCCCUUCUCCGCACCAAGCGACCGAAUUUUUCUCCCAUGCUGUAUUUCACUACUUGCAACAGGAUCUCGUCUAUGCUUUCGCCUUGAGCAUUUCGUUCCUAGGGUUAUGGUGGGCUGACCUCACACAUCUCUCUCUACAACGAUCACAGCAGGGCGACAAUGACGGGGCCUUCGCAGGCAGCGGCGCCAACCUCUGCCCCAGCAAACGGCGCCAACCCGGCUGGCGCCCAAAAGAAACCCAGCAGAAAACGCAAGGGACAUAGAGCAGGCAAGAAGAAGCGAUCCAGAAGAAAAAGCUUUGCUCUCCUACACGAAGACAGCCAUGACGAAGUCGAUCGAGAUCCCGGCGAGGGCUUCUACAAGCAGCCUGCUGCCAAUCUCAGUGGAACGAGCAUCGACAGCGAGGCAUUGCUGGAUCAUAGAGCCCAACAACCGAUGCGAUUACGGCGAGCCUCUACCGUAGCUGGCCACAGCCCGUUUCAGAACCCGUUCCAGAGUAUCGGUAGCCGAUUGCGAUCAGUAGCAACACCGUCAAAGGGCAGUGGAAAUUCUGGACCAUCUACGCCAUGGGAUGAGACGGCACCUCUGCUUUCUACCUCAGUUCAUCGCCCAGGAUCCCACGGUGGGAGAACGGCAGGCAGCUAUGGCACGCCCGAAGCUAGAAGUGCACGAGCUAGAAGUCGAAGAAACUCAAGCUUAUCGUCUAGGCCGAAGUUGCGCACAGCUGCGAGUGCCAGAGAGGCAUACGACGUGAACAAUCCGCCAUCAAGACCCGCCUCACCAACCUUUGGCUCUCUGGAUAUCAACGAACCAGCUUUUGCCGAUGUUAUGAUCCAUGGCGAUCUGGAUCUGCGAAAUGCAAGCCCCCGCCGAUUGAGGGACGGGGAUGGGUUGUUUUCUCACUCGCAUGAAGGAAGCGAAGACAACCGACAAAGCUACGAUCGACGAUCGUCUGGUGAUGUGGACGAUGUUUGCUAUCCUGGCCCCGGCAUGUCGGAACUUGGCGAUGACGAGCAGCCACCCGACCAAAACCAAUAUAAGUCCAGGCGGCGACGCCAUCCAUGGCCCGACUUGUCUGUUCUAGAAGAAUGGAUGCACUUUGAAAAGGAAGAUCGCAGCGAAGAGCGCCGCGUGAAGAAGAUUACCGAACCCCAGCUCAUUAAUGGUCGACUACGGCCAGUUCGAAAGGGGUGGUAUCAAACCGACGAAGAUGCUCCCUACCGAUUCACAUAUUUUAACGAAGAGUUUCAAAGUACUAUUCACAGUCAAACGAUUUCAGAACUCGUCCAGCCAGGAAGCAACUUCCGCGAGCUCUUCGUCCCAGAUCCUCGGGUGCUAUCCGACGAUGAAAGCGAUAAUGAGGACGACGAAGUUGUUUCCAAUACCAACAAACCUCUCAGUUCCAUCAUUAGCGAGUCUCGUCAACCUACAAGGCAGCCUUCCUUAACCGAAGCAAAACGGGACGGAACCAUGUCUCCAUCACAGCUCUUGGCUAGCGCUUUGCCAAGCUCGCGAGCACCGUCAGUUAGAGAAGCUCCCUCGCAAAACCUACGAUCCAUGGAAAGCGGCAUGUUCAAAUCCGCUCAUACAGAUUUAACAGAGAAGCCAGUUCGUUAUGGCGAUCGCCCGGUCUGGUGGCUGGAUAUCAUGUGCCCGACAGAGGAGGAAAUGAAGGUCAUUGCAAAAGCCUUUGGUAUCCAUCCCUUAACGGCAGAAGAUAUCAUGGUGCAAGAAGCUCGCGAGAAGGUUGAACUCUUUCGACAUUAUUACUUUGUCAACUACCGAACUUUUGAUCAAGAUAUUAACAGCGACAACUACCUUGAGCCCGUGAACAUGUAUGUGGUGGUCUUCCGAGAAGGCGUGCUCAGCUUCCAUUUCUCCAUGACACCACAUGCUGCCAAUGUUCGCAGACGUAUUCGACAAUUGCGCGACUACUUGAUCUUAUCGUCAGAUUGGAUCUCAUAUGCCAUCAUCGACGACAUCACGGACGUUUUCCAGCCUCUCAUUCAGAAUAUUGAAGACGAGGUCGACGAGAUCGAUGAGGCUAUUUUACAGUUACAUUCAACGUCUAGCGAGAAAGACGACCCAAAGGGUAAAGGUGACGAUGCCAGCUCGAUUGCAGACUCCAGCGGCGACAUGCUUCGAAGAGUCGGCGAGUGCCGAAAACGUGUCAUGAGCUUGUACCGCUUGUUAGGCAACAAGGCAGAUGUCAUCAAGGGCUUUGCGAAACGAUGCAAUGAGAGAUGGGAAGUUGCUCCCCGAUCAGAGAUCGGACUGUAUCUUGGCGAUAUUCAAGAUCAUAUUAUUACCAUGACGUCCAACUUGGGCCAUUAUGAAAAGAUUUUGGCGAGAGCACACGGCAAUUACCUAGCUCAGAUCAAUAUCCUCAUGAACGAGCGCCAAGAGUUGACGGCCAACGUCUUGGGCCGUCUCAGUGUCAUUGGUACCAUUGUGCUGCCCAUGAACAUCAUCACUGGUCUCUGGGGCAUGAACGUCUGGGUCCCCGGCCAGCAGGCUGAGGGCGACUUGCAAUGGUUUAUGUGGAUCAGUGCUGGGCUGCUGUUCUUCGGCCUGGCCUGCUACAUGAUAGCCAAGCGGGUGUAUAACAUUGUAUAGAGAACAGGGGGGUUUGCGAUGCUGGAUAUGCAACACUACUCCAGUUCUUUAUUUUUCAUAUUUACGACAGACGUCAGAGUUUCAAAUACUGGGUUUGCACAUUAUUUUGACGCGAAAUUUGAGAGUAAUACCAUAGAUUUGAUAAGACUAUAUUAAACGAGCUAAGUAAUAUCAUGCACCUAAAUUUAUGAAAGCGUUUCACAAACCACAACCCUACACCACGUACAACCUAAAUUGGACUUCCGUAAUGAUUGAGAUCAAAUACACAUGUAAAUAAAGCCCAAAGGCGGUAAAUUUUGAAUAGCUACAUCGAGCAUAUUUAUGCUUCAUUUUAUUUCAUUAUACUAGAAUAGUCCAACCUGAACGCCUUGAUAUCUACCCCCAGAAGGUGCCCUUUACUUUUUUCUUUCUAGAUGACCAAUAGGGCAUGCGGACAAUCGAAUACAGUUAUGACCAACGUUAUUACCUUCUCUGUCCACCGUAGGCUGCGCGCAGGGCCAUAACCUGCUGCUUUUCGGCCUCGGGGAGGAGAUCAAUUUGUGCUUGGGGCAGUUCCAUAACCGCGCGAAUGAGCGCCUCUUGGUCUUGACCGCCCGCUGGAGGAGCUGCCGCUGGUGGAGGAGCAUAUCCCUGCUGGGGAACGGGUGGUGUGUUGGUAGCAGGUAUUUGGCCAUAGCCUUGUGGUGCACCGCCGUAGGUCGCUACUGGUGGCUGAGAAGCUUGGGCGCUAGGGUCAACGACUGAUUGGAUAGCUUCGGGGGAUACAAGGCCCAUGAGAAGAAGAGCUUGGAAAACGGCGUAAGAGAGCUGUGGUGCUUGCUGCAGUAACUCAGUGGCGCGCUGAGGCUCUGAAGACGCCAGGAUCUUCAUUUGGCCGAGGAUAUCGAGGAGCUGUGAUGGUGGAAGAGUGUUGAGGGUUCGUGAGAUAGAGUCGGUACAUGUCAGACCGGGAGGAAUAUCCUUUCCGGGAGGUAGCUGGAGAGAGGAUGACUGGGGAGCGUAUGCGGCACCAUUCGAGCCGCCAUUCCCGGACUAUAAGUCUGGUUAGAUUGUGGCAUUGGGAGUUUUGAGGAUACUGUAACAAACCUUUGCAGCCUCUUCUUCUUCAGCAGCGCUUUUCUGGUCCGAAAAGUCGACCUUUAGUUUUCGGCCCAUAAUUUCAUGGUCGUUAAGAUUUCGAACUGCGGAAGCCGCCGAAUCGGUAUCUGGGUAGUCGGCGAAGCCAUAGCCUCGGGGACGUCCUGUUUCGGAGUCGUAGACAAGCCGGAAGCGCUCGACCUUGCCGGCGCUGCUGAAUAUAUCGGUGAUUUGUUCUUCGGACAAUCCUGGAGGCGGGCGCAUGUUAGCGAAGGCACACGAGGGUAGCUUAAAGGGACUUACCAUAUGGGAUAUUGCCCACGAACACAACUCUGGAGGGCUUUCUUGUGGACAUUAUGGCCAGGUCUAGAUGCCAAACUCAAGAUUUGCACAGUAUACAGGUGAUCUUGUGAUGCUGCGACGCCGCUUUCGUAGCUCGUUCGAUGUCCUUGCGACUGCUAAAAGGCUCCAGGUAGUGGCAGCUCUCGUACGUGAACCUGACAAGGGGAGGCUCGCGAUUUUGUGUUGUUAAAACCACCGGAACGCAAACACACGAUGAUGAUGCGUCUUUUUAAAAUAUUUCCCUGGUUGGUG